GUCAACUAAUCGUUUAUUCCUAGAAUGACUUCAAGAAGCGCCUUGCGGAUAAGGCAAACAAGUACCGCGGCCACUGUUUCGCGCACUCCUUGUAAAGGUCGACAAUCAUUGCCUCGCAACGCAAAAGUAAUAGCUGAGAUUGAUGGCUAUGAAGAUCAGUUCAAUUCUCCCAUCAAACAUAGUAGCAGGCGGAAAACUGUAUCUGCUGCAACACCUGCUACAAAAAUAUCGCAGCAGAUUGCUGCUCGGCUGCUGAUUGAGUCUCCUGAAGCUCACGAUGAAAAUAAAAGGCCUACUUUGAGAGCGCGAUGCACACCACAAUCGACAGCUGCCCAUCGACGUUUAGAUUUGGGUUCAAAAUCUGCAAAACCUACAUAUCGCAAGGUGGAUCAUGAUCGCAUGGAAAUCGAAAACGAUGAGAAUAUCCCUCCAGCAGGCGAUACCGUUGGACGUCGUCUACCCAACAGAGCUGCGAAGCUUAUUUCUUCUGCUGCCCAGCAAUCAUCAUCCAGGACACCACUGAGGAUGAAGAUAACGAGAACUAAUUGCUCCGCUAGAAUUGCUUCAUUUACUGUCAGGAAGAAACUGGAAAGUCCUACGUACAAGUCACCGAAGACACGGAGCCGUGUAGUAAAAGCCAACGAUGUUAAGAUUCUUCCACUCGUAGUGCGUUUGAAGCCGGUCACACCUCGCGCUGAUGGUUCAGUCGAAUACCGCGCUGUUGGACCCGAUAGCCCCUGGGCGUCAAAGCGCACUCCUGCUCGGGUCAUAUGCGCGAAAUCGCUACGCAAAAGUUUGGCUGCAAAGAGCAGGGUCUUUGAAGCAGGAGAGUUGGAAUCAUCUUCAAGUGAAGGCUGUUCGAGUGAUGAAAGCGAGAGCGAAAGCGACGUGACCUCAUCGGAAUCUGAAGAGGAAGAAGUUAAAGUCGAUGAAAGAAGGAAGUCUUGCGCUCGCCCAAAAAUAGCAUUCAAAAUGGCAGCUGUUGCAUCACCUGAAAAGAAACGUGCUGGUCUUUUAGCCAAUCCAAGAAUGGCUGUGAAGAAAGUACAAACACUGGAAGAUUUUCGCCGUCGCUUGCAUACGGCUGAAGUCCCUGAACGGAUGCCGUGCCGUGAAGAGGAAGCAGCAGAAGUAGAACGCUUCAUACGUAAUGCUAUCUCUGCUCGAGGCACUAGCAGCGCGAUGUAUAUCAGUGGUGUUCCAGGAACGGGAAAAACAGCCACGGUCAUGUCGGUCGUCAAGCAAAUAACCAGAGACCGGAAAGCCAACAAUUUCUGUUUUGUUACUGUCAAUGCUAUGGAAUAUAUAGACCCUAGGAAGAUUUUUGUUGACAUUUAUAAGCAAAUCACAGAAAACUCUAAUCGGAUUUCACCUGCUGCUGCUCGUAGGAAACUAAACACUAUGUUUGAGAUGGCUGAUAAAAAUCGUCCGCCUAUUAUCAUUCUCAUUGAUGAGCUAGAUCAGCUUUGCACGAAAAAGCAAGAGCUUAUUUACGACAUCUUCAACUGGACAUCAGUUGAGUCGGCUCGGGUAUCAGUCAUGGCCAUUGCUAAUACUCUUGACCUACCAGAACGUCUGCUUUCCCAGAGGGUCACUAGUCGAAUUGGCGCUGCUCGUAUUUGUUUUCAACCAUAUGAGUUUCAAGAAAUUGAGCGUAUCAUUCACGAUCGUUUGGAAGGAUCGACAAAUGCCAUAGACGAAGCUGCUGUGCAGAUUGCUGCAAGAAAGGUGGCCGCAGUCACCGGUGAUUUGCGCAAAGCUAUGGACUUGCUCCGGCGUGCUAUCGAAAUAGCCAUAGAAAAAGGUGCCAAGAAGCUUACAGUAGAGCAUGUUCUUUGCGCAACUCGUGAAGCGUCAUCGACUUUAUUGGUUCACUUUGUGAAGAUUUUGUCAAAACAUGCCCUUCUAGUUUUCAAAGCUGCAGUUUCACUGUCUGAAAGAACGGACGAGUUUUCUUUCGCUGAGCUCUUCUCACAAUACAAAUCCUUCGCAGCUCUGGUUGAAGGAAUUGCACCCGUUCCAGAGUCAUUAGUAUUAUCGUUAGUGGGCCGACUUUGCUCAACGCGUCUUUUGAUUUCAACUUCGGGUAGUCAUAUUCCUCGCAGACGUCUUCGGCUGGGUAUGUCAUACCAAGACGCCCAAUCUGCUAUCAGAAUCCGCGAAAAUGACAAAGAAAAUAUGUAAAAGGUAUCAGCCAAAUAUAUAUAGGCUUAUGCUCUGUUCAUGUAGAAGCCAGAUAUAU
Molecule: messenger RNA, 2242 nt
Organism: Cylicocyclus nassatus
Lineage: Eukaryota; Metazoa; Nematoda; Chromadorea; Rhabditida; Strongylidae
Source: the annotation of a GenBank genome assembly